Messenger RNA from Quercus lobata, 1284 nucleotides. It is a transcript of the gene MTACP3, whose product is annotated as mitochondrial acyl carrier protein 3. Gene Ontology annotation, biological process: fatty acid biosynthetic process. Gene Ontology annotation, molecular function: acyl carrier activity; acyl binding. The transcript has 3 exons. Bases 710 to 1099 code for a protein of 129 amino acids. Gene Ontology annotation, cellular component: mitochondrion. NCBI's taxonomy places the organism in Eukaryota, Viridiplantae, Streptophyta, Magnoliopsida, Fagales, Fagaceae. The record is from RefSeq and is a predicted model, not a curated record.
AUCUUACUUAUAUAAAAAUAAAAAAUAAAUAAAUAAGAAGGAAAAAGGAUUUAGGAACCAUCAACUGUUUGAUAAAAGAAAUCUAGAACUAAGUGAUUUUUCACAAUUUCUACUUUGCCUUCAUUGGAAUAGAAACUUGGGAUAGUGUCAAAUAGUUUGCAUAUGUCAUGCGUGGCAUCAUUGAUCAGCUUGUAAAAUGCAAGGUUUUCUACUAGUAAGCCGUAUUAUACAAGUUUCUUGAGCAUAGACUAGACUUUACUCUGCAAGUUUCACAUGAUUGUUCUGCUUGUCUUCACUUUUAAACUAGGACUUUUCCUAGAAGUUUCCUCAGUGGCAUACGAUACAGUUUGCGGUCCCAGUAACCAAACAGUUGCAUAAAAACUACAAGAAGUCAAAAUUCUUCUUUAGUUCUUGGUAUUUUCCAUUUCAGAGAAUAUUUCUUGUAUUUUGCAAUGAUGAAGUAGACAAGUAGUUUCACAUGCUGGACCUUAGUAGCUGCAUUUGAGUCUAUGUUAUAUAUUUGAUCUAAUCUUGAAUCCAGAACAUUGUAGUUUUUGCAUGAGUCCAAGUUAAGACAAGCUAAACUCAUUCCUUAAAACUGAUAUGCAUAAUUUAGAUGUUGAGAACCUUCCUAACUGGUUUGGAUUUCCUAAUUCCUUGAUUGACCUCCAUCUUGGUGAUAAACAGUUAUUAUUCAGCUCUCCUGAACAUGCAAAGCAUAAGAAUUUCCGUUUUGAGGCAUGUUAGGGUGAGUGGAUCAGCUGAAAGUUGGUUGUUAGCUGAGAAACAGAAUGUGCUCAAGCGACUAAGCCGCCAGAUGUGCUCAUCAACAGUAACUUGUCCUGAUCAAAUAAUGGAUCGAGUGAUUGGACUGGUUAAGAAAUUUGAUAAAAUUGAUGCCUCUAAGGUUACUGAAACAGCGGAUUUUCAGAAAGACUUAAGCCUGGACAGUUUAGACAGGGUAGAACUCGUAAUGGCUUUUGAGCAAGAAUUCUCCCUUGAUAUCCCUGACGAGAAAGCUGAUAAGCUAACUUGCUGUGCUGAUGUUGCAAAGUACAUUGUUUCUGGAGCUGAGCAAAAGGUUGUGGAGGAGUCCUGAUUGGUUUUUAAAUUUGUAAUGCAUUCAAGAUUUUACUGGUGGGUGCAUCUGCCAUGUUUUCUUCCCAUUAAUAAGUCUUGGGUGCAAAAUUUCUCUGGUUGGUUUACAUUGAUGUUUCUUUAGAAAUGUAAUGAUUGCAGAAAAUCUAGAAACUCUUUAUUCUCAAGUAAUUCUCUUAUUGAUUC